Lathyrus sativus (Indian pea) is the source of this 1458-nucleotide messenger RNA. The record is from the annotation of a GenBank genome assembly. Lineage: Eukaryota; Viridiplantae; Streptophyta; Magnoliopsida; Fabales; Fabaceae.
AUGCAUCUAGAGCUUGAUGCUUUCACUGCUUUGGUUAUCAUUCUGUGUUUUCUUGGACUGAUUCUCAAGGAGACGGUAAUGGGAGGUAAUACUUCAAAAGGCUCUCACAAGAGACAUGUGACUUCGCCAUCUUCGUCGUCGUCGUAUGGGUCUGUUGGUUCUUCGUCUUCUUCGGAUAUUCAUAACUAUGGAUAUCCAUAUGCACAAUCGGCAUAUCCAUAUCCACAACCGCAACAUAAACCGUAUCAAAGACCUAAUCACCACCGUAAUAUACAGACUCCGUUGCAUGAUUAUUCACGGCCUAAUAGGAAGUUAGAUAGGAGAUAUUCGAGGAUUGCAGAUGAUUAUCAUUCUCUUGAUGAGGUUACUGCUGCUCUUUCACAUGCUGGAUUGGAAUCGUCAAAUCUAAUUGUUGGCAUUGAUUUCACAAAGAGCAAUGAGUGGACAGGGAAGAGGUCAUUCAAUCGAAAAAGUUUACAUCACAUAGGAAAUGGUCAAAAUCCUUAUGAACAAGCAAUUGCGAUUAUUGGGAAGACAUUAACCUCUUUUGACGAGGAUAACAUGAUUCCGUGUUUUGGAUUUGGAGAUGCAUCAACACACGAUCAAGACGUCUUCAGUUUCCAUUCGGAUGAGAGGUUCUGCAAUGGAUUUGAGGAAGUUUUGUCAAAAUAUAGAGAGAUUGUUCCAUGCCUCCGACUCGCAGGACCAACCUCAUUUGCCCCUAUUAUUGAGAUGGCCAUGACUAUUGUUGAGAAAAGUGGUGGCCAAUAUCAUGUCUUGCUUAUAAUUGCUGAUGGACAGGUGACUAGAAGCGUUGACACAGAAAACGGCAAGCUAAGUUCUCAGGAAAAGAAGACAAUUGAUGCAAUAGUAAAAGCUAGCGAGCAUCCACUAUCGAUAGUUUUGGUUGGAGUUGGAGAUGGACCGUGGGAUAUGAUGAGGGAGUUUGAUGAUAACAUUCCAGCUCGAGCCUUUGACAACUUUCAGUUUGUGAAUUUUACUGAAAUAAUGUCAAAGAAUGUGGAUUCAAACCGAAAAGAGACAGAGUUUGCUCUAGCAGCUUUGAUGGAGAUACCAUCUCAAUAUAAGGCGACCAUAGAUCACAACCUAUUGGGGACGCAAAGGGGACAUUCACCAGACAGGGUUCCAUUACCUCCACCUCAAUAUGAUAGGGCUUCUUCUAGUAACGGUGCAGCAUCUUUCCGUUCAAACAGUUUUCAGCAGCGUCCAAACAGUUUUCAGCAUAGUACACAUGCAUAUGCAAGCAACAACAAUGAAACGAACACAGAACCGUCUUCAUCUGGUUUAUAUGACAAUAAGGUUUGCCCGAUUUGUCUUACUAAUGCGAAGGAUAUGGCCUUUGGCUGCGGGCAUCAGACUUGUUGUGAAUGUGGAGAAAGCCUUGAACUCUGCCCUAUUUGUCGGAGUACAAUCGAUACCAGAAUAAAGCUUUACUGA